This is a messenger RNA of Astrephomene gubernaculifera, 3967 nucleotides long. Lineage: Eukaryota; Viridiplantae; Chlorophyta; Chlorophyceae; Chlamydomonadales; Astrephomenaceae. The record is from the annotation of a GenBank genome assembly.
GGCCCGUUUCUCGAGGUGGUCAAGUUGGCCUCGGUUACACGGUUGGACUUCGCCUUGCACUUUGCGAGGGCCUUCCGUGGUCGGCCCUUCGGGUGUCCGGCAGGGCUUAAUUUUUGUAAGGCUGAGGAUCUGCGCACUGCGCGACCUCGGCACCCAAUAUCCAGAUAUUAAAAUACAAACAAGUCAAACUUUCACAGGUCGUGAAGAUGUCAACUUCGCUGCAACGUUGCAAAUGCACUCCGCUAGAGUAAACUUAUACAUUCAACGCUAAACCUAUACAUCCUUCUACUUCUCCCAUCUAGGCAACAUUUCCCAUCUAUGGAACAUUUUCUGUUCGUAACCCUUACACCUUGACUCCAUUCACCCAACACCAGGUUCAUCGUGCACGCCUGGCCGGUGUCGAGUGCCUCCGAAGCCCUCUCGCUCAUCCGCGGCGCCUCCGACCCCUCUGCCACGCACAACUGCUUCGCCUACCGGGUGGGGCAGGAGCACCGUUGCAGCGAUGACGGGGAGCCGGGCGGCACCGCGGGCCGACCCAUCCUGAGCGCCAUUGAGGCGGAGGGACUAGACCGGGUGGCGGUGCUGGUCACACGCCACUUUGGCGGCAUCAAGUUGGGCGCUGGCGGUCUGGUGCGGGCAUAUGGCGGGGCUGCGAGGGAGUGCCUGCAACUGGCGCCCACCGUAAUUGCGAAGGUGCAAGUCGAGGUCCUGGUGAAUGUGACGUACGACGAACUUGGCAUUGUGUACGGCUGCCUAGAUAAGCAUGGCUGCGAGCGCAUGGGUGAGGAGUAUGGCAGCUCGGGAACUGUAACUCUGCGCGCGCGGGUGGAUGCAGACCAGCUAGAGGAGUUGAAAGCGGAUGUGGCAGACGGGACAGCUGGACGACGGAGGGUUCAGAUUGCAAAGCCUGAGGCAACUAGCGACGGUUGAGAAAUUGUGGGAUUUGGCUGGGCCAGGUACUUUCGAAAGUACUUGAAACUGUUGAAAGUGACCUAGAUCCUAGUGAACAUGACUGCACUUAUUGGUGGUGGUUUAAUUGGAAGAGACGGCUUGCUUGGGUGUGGGCUUGCAUGCUCCAUGAAAGGAGAGGGUUAGGAUGCCGGCUGCGUAGCCAAUACGCAUACAUGGCGAUAGGAAUUGCUUGUUGUGUCCAAAUAUUCCCUGCGUACUGGGUAUCUCUGCAAUUUGGCAGAUCCGCCAGGUUUCGUUUUUUCGACAGCCCUUGUACUGUCAACGGUCACGUUUGCACAGCUAUCAAAGGGUAUCUACAGUAAAUCCCUUAACUUUUAUCUUUAAGUCUUACAUGCUUCUAACAGUUCCAUUGCCUGUGGAAGGCCAAGAGUAGCGUUCGACCAACUAAGCAGCGUUCUUCGGAUGUGUUUACAAGCCCACAAAAAAGCCACAUAGCGCUUGCCGUUUGAUCGAAAAUGGGUGAUAGGGAUGGCAACUUAAAUCGACCGGGCACGACAAGCGGCAAAGCAUUUAGAGGACGCAGCGAUGCCCUGGUCAGCGUGGCCAACCGACUGCGGAGUCCUAUGUACGUGAGCGAUAGAGCGUUACUGCCUGAGGAUGUCACGGUUAAUACGAUCGAGGCGCUGCUGCGCAUCCCCUCGCUUGCCUCGGGCCGCACAGAGGAGCAGCUGGUUGCCUCCUUCCUCGGGGAGGACGGACUGGUCACCGACCCGGACUUCCUGCCGGGCAUCAGCAGCCUCUUCCCCGACCCCAACCAGCCGCCCGCCGCCGCGCCCCCCGAUGUGACCUGGCGCCGCGUGUCGGGCACCCUCUACUUCCCCACCGGCAAGACGCCGCGACUGCUGCAGGGCCUGCUAGACUCGGGUUCCUUCCUGGGCGCCCUGGCUGCCGUUGCCGCCUGCCGCGGCGGGGAGCUGCUGCUGGACCUGAUCGUGAGCGACGAGGCGGCGGCGCACGGCGCAUACACCUUCCAGUUCUUCAAGCACGGCUGCUGGCAGCAGGUGGUGGUGGACAACUACCUGCCCUGCGUGUCGGGACAGGAGCGGCUGGCAUUCGCAUGCAGUGCGGUGGUGGGGGAGCUGUGGCCCAGCCUGCUGGAGAAGGCGUACGCAAAGAUCCACGGCAGCUACUACGCGCUGUCGGGCGGCUCCGUGACGGAGGCGCUGGUGGACCUGACGGGCGGGGUGGGGCUCAAGGUGAGGACGGACGCACCGCCCUACUGGCACCACCCGGCGGCGGCAGCAGCAGCAGCAUCCGGGGGGCAGCAUCAGGGAGGAGGGGGAGGAGGAGGAGCAGCAGCGGCGGCGAGGGAGGCCCAGGUGUGGUCGGACCUGCAGUCCUGGCUGGCCGCUCGCUCCAUCGUGGCGUGUGUGGCGAAGCGGAAGCGACCCGCACGCAACCGCUUCAGACCAGACGCGGUGUCCCCCGACCCCGACGGCCCCUCCCCCGUCCCGACCCCCGCACCGCCCGACUACCCGGUCGAUCCCGCCAGCCCCGCUGCUGCAGCCGGGGAGGAGAUCUCCGGCGAGGAGGGGCCGCACGGGUUAUUGUACGGGCAGGUGUACAGCGUGUUGGAGUGCCGUGCGGUGACGGACGCGUUGCGGCUGGUGCGGCUGCACUGCCCUUGGAGCCAGGGGCUGUGGAUGGGGCCGUGGGCGCAGGGCUCCCCCGAGUGGCAGCACCCCAGCGUGGCGCCCUGCCUGGACUCCUUCCGCGCCAGCUGGGAGGACGAGGCGACCUUCUGGAUGCCGCUGAGGGACUUCGCGGCCUUCUUCAACAGGCUGCACGUGUGCAGGAUGUUCCCCCCCACCUGGCACCAGCUCACCCUGCACUGCGGCUGGCAGGGCCCCUCAGCAGGCGGCCCAUACCACACCCUUCCGCCGGAAACCCAGGCACACUACGGCGCAGCGGCGGCGGUCGCACUCCCCCCCGGCGCCGGCCCCACGGACGCUGCUGCUGCUGCUCCUGCUGCUGCUGCCGCCGGUGGCCGACCCGGCUCCCCCUCUCGCAUGGGGGGGCCUGGUGUGGGUGCUGGCAGCGGAGGCAGCUACGGUUUCGGAACCAUUGGCGCCCUGGGGCCCAGCUUUGGAAGCAGCACCGCCAGCCUCAGCCCGCAGGCUGGCACUGGGGCGGCGGCCUCUGCUAGCAGCAUGAGCGCAGGUGGUGGGGGUGGGGGCGGCGGCAGCAUGAGCAGCACCUGGUGUUGCAACCCUCAGUUCCGUCUGACGGUGCGCAAGGGGUGCGAGGUGCUGGUGUGCCUGGCGCAGCAGGACCCCACGGUGGCGGCGCGCGCGCAUGUGGCCAAGCGGCUGAGGAAGAAGGCGGUGGGGAUGCAGAUCCUGCGUGUUCCACUGGACAGCCUGGGUCGGCGCUGGGAGGUGCGCCCCGGCGAGCUGGUGGCCUCGCUGCCGGCCUGCGCGGGCCGGGAGGUGGUGGCGGCGUUCCGGGCGGCACCCGACUUUGCGUACGUGGUGGUGCCGCAUGCGGGUCGCGCCGGCGAGGAGGGCGCCUUCAUCCUGCGCUCCCUCAGCUCCAGUCCGCUGGAGGUGGAGCAGCUGCCCGCGCCGCUGUGCCUGGUGGUGGGCGGGCAGUGGAGCGGCUACCUGGCGGGCGGCGGCCGUCACUGCCCCUCCUGGGGCUCCAACCCGCAGUACAUGAUCAGCUGCGGACACCGGGCGCAGGUUGUGGCCUCCCUCACCCGCCUCGACCUCAAAUAUGCCAUCAUGAAGGCGCCCCGCGACCCCGCACUGGAUCUGGAUCUGGUCCUGGCGCACCCAGAUCAGGGACCGGAUGGACCCGGCCGCCGUACGGCAGUACGGGAUGGAGACAUCGUGGCGGCAGCUAGCAGCGUGUACGGCAGUGGUGGUAAUGGUGUGUACGGCAGUGGUGGUGGUGGUGGUGUGUACGGCAAUAGCAGCAGCAGCCAGCAGCAGCUGGGUCCUGGGGGCAUGCUGCUGCAGCAGCAGCUAGGGCAGCUGCAGCUGGGGGGGCAGGG